AUGUUAGGCAAAAGUUGUUUCCGAGAUAUCGGCUGUUUUUCUGCCUCUGAGUACAACGAGUCGGCGCGCUCUAUACCACUGUUGCCGAUGUCACCCGACUCUAUGAGUCCGAUGUUUCACAUGUAUACCUUAGAGCAGCGGACGAUUCCCAGGAACUAUAGCUAUAACGCCACUGCAGCCCAACUCCGGUACAGCACUUUCAACGCCUCCCUUAGAACCGCAUUCAUUGUCCACGGAUUUCAAAGCGGAUAUUCCCUGUGGUUUUGGUUAAUCGGACACAGUUUGGGCGGACAUACUAUGGGUUACGCCGGCAAACGGCUAAAGAAUCCAAGAGUAGCCCGCAUUACAGCCCUCGAUCCGGCGGGGGUCGGUUUUCACUUCAAGAACACAGCCUUACGUUUAGACCAUUCGGACGCACAGAUAGUGGAUGUGAUCCAUACGGACGCCGCCCUCUCAUACACUGAGGGCUUCGGAACGGCCGACACUUUGGGUCACUUCGACUUCUAUCCCAACGGAGGCAGUUGGCAACCGGGAUGUGCUGUAUCUGAUAGUGUGACCAACAAAUUGAGUUCAAUUACAUCGGGCGAAGACAUUACUUGUUCGCACUCCAGGGCCUGUUUAAUAAUGAAUAAC
Molecule: messenger RNA, 633 nt
Organism: Medioppia subpectinata
Lineage: Eukaryota; Metazoa; Arthropoda; Arachnida; Sarcoptiformes; Oppiidae
Source: the annotation of a GenBank genome assembly